AUGAGCAAUGAUGAGAAUACCGCCCGAUCACAUUUAGAGGCCAUCGAUACCCAUGUUGUCGAAGGAAUAAUGAGUCCUGUCGCUGAUUCUUAUAAUAAUAAGCCUACAUUGAUAAAAUCCAAAUAUCGAAUAGAAAUGGUAAGAGCAGCUACGAAAACUUCCGAUUGGAUAAGAGCUGAUGAUUGGGAAUGUACUCGUCCCACGUGGACACGGACGAUCGAUGUAUUGAAGUAUCAUAGAGAACGAAUACAGAAAAAGUUCGGAUCGGACGUUGGAUUGAUGCUAGUAGCAGGUGGAGAUUUUGUGGAUACAUUUCCUCGAAUUCUUCCAGAUGGAUCAAAUUUAUGGAAUCCAAGUGAUAUUCUGAAAAUAAUAGUGGAUUUCGGAUUGAUAGUGUUAACAAGAGAUGGAUCAACGCCUUUGAAUACUUUAGAUUCGAUGCCCGGAUUCUCUGAAAUUUCUGGGAAAAUCCAAUUUAUUUCUGAUGAAGUAUGUCCGAGUGCUGUCAGUUCAACACGUCUACGAGCUGCGAUUUCAGCGAAAAAGUCUAUAAAAUAUGCAACAACGGACGAAGUCAUCGAGUAUAUACAGGAAAAUAGUUUGUAUCAGAAAUGA
Messenger RNA from Caenorhabditis remanei, 615 nucleotides. RefSeq lists its product as uncharacterized. The coding region runs from base 1 to 615 and encodes 204 amino acids. Gene Ontology annotation, molecular function: nicotinamide-nucleotide adenylyltransferase activity; nicotinate-nucleotide adenylyltransferase activity. NCBI's taxonomy places the organism in Eukaryota, Metazoa, Nematoda, Chromadorea, Rhabditida, Rhabditidae. The record is from RefSeq and is a predicted model, not a curated record. The transcript has 4 exons. Gene Ontology annotation, biological process: NAD+ biosynthetic process.